AUGAGUUCAGAUGUGACAUCUGGCAAUGAAAAUGCCAAUGAUGUAUCACCUUUACCUUCCACUCCUACAACGACUUUAGAAUAUAGUCGUACAGUAUCACAAGAUUUACGUUAUCUUGAUGAUGCUCUUACUCAUGCUAUUGAUCAAUUGACAAUAUUUAAUAGUGAAACAAUGUCUGAUCUUUCACUUAAAUAUGAAUUAAUGCGUAAUAACGAAAGUCGUGUUAUUGGAUUUUUUGCUCGCCAAUUAAUGUUAUUACAAAUGCAAAGAAUCAGUGGACAAAAUGGUGGUUUUCACAGUGAAUAUUCUAAACUAGAUCGUUUUUUAUCUGUUAUUAAUCUCAAUAAGAAAUCUAUUGAAUAUAUUGUACAACGAAUUACUUUUGAUGAUCUACUAACUAACAAAAUACCAACAUAUGAACAAAUUUUAUAUGAUGCUGGAACAACAGAAACUGAACGAAAAGAUUUUCAUAGUGCACUUACUGCACUUAAAGAUUGUCUUGAUUAUUUUUCUAAUGGUGGUACAAAUGAUAAUGGACGUUUUUAUUGGCAUACAGAAAUACCAAUUACAACUACAGCUCCUCAACAUCGUUUGUCAGAUACAGUUCUUCCAAUUUCACCUAAUACUGAAUCAGUGAGAUCAACAUCUGUAUCUUCUUCAGUUUCAACUGAUUUUGGAACUACAAUGAAUAAUCAUAAUCAAAUGACAGUACCAUUAUCUCCACAUACACGACGGAAUAAUCCAUCUCAUACACCACCUCCAUCUCGUUUAAAUCAUUUAUGUGUAAAUGGAAAAGGUAGAUGUGAACAUCCCAGUAAGAAAAGUUCAGUUGAUCCAUCAAUUUUUACUAUUAAUACUAAUCAACCUCGUAAUAUAGAUCUACAAUUACCUAAUGAGGGUAAUUCGUCUCGUCGAAGUUCAUAUGGUUCAGAUUCAGAAAGUCGUUUAGCAUCUGAAUUAGAGCGCAGUAUUAAGAAUGAAAUAAGUUAUCAUUCUCAUCAAUUGGCUAUACCAUCGCCAUUAUCUAUCAAAAAACGACAAAAUUUGGAUAAUUAUCAACAGUACAAUGAAUAUGAUGAAAAUAAAACUUCAUUGAUAGCAAGAAGAAAAUUAUGGUCUAAACCUAAUUCAAAAGAUGGUUCAGCAACACCUAAAUCACCUACAAUUCGUUCUCCAACAAUGUCAAGUUCACCAUUAGGUUCAGCACAAAAUAGUGAUGCUGAAAAUGAUACAAAAAUACCAGAAGCAUUCAUUCAUAAUACUCCUUCACCUAUUCUUAGACAUCGAAUGGCACAUAAAAUUCAACAUAAGUUUGACAGAACACGUGUUUUCAAAUUUUCCUUUUGCGACGUCUGUAGGAGACAAGUGUUUCGAGGAAAAGCAUGUCUUCAUUGCAAAUACAAAUGUCACAAAGAGUGUAUACCAAAUGCUCCACCUAAUUGUGGCUUUAGUGAAGGUAAAUUGAGACGAGCAAUUGAUAAUACUGAUAUUCAAAAUGCUCUUGCUAGUUCCAGUCCAUUGCCACGUAAAUAUCCAUUUCUAUCAUGGGAUAAUACAAGUCCAGCAUCGACACCAAUAUCUGCACCUGAUUCACCAGCUACACAUCCUCCAAUAUCUGGUUAUCAUUUCAAUCCAUCUAUUGGUAUUAGUGAAUCAAUUUAUGCUACCCAAAAUGAUCCGGAUAGUUGGGUCGUUAUAGACACGACUAACAAAAAUAUAUCAGAAAUUCCGGAAUCUCAAUCAGAUAGUGAUACAAAUUCAACAAUUCAUACAGAUACAGGAACAAAUUUAACAGAUACAAACGUGACAACACAUAGUAAAUUAAUGAGACAACCAUCACAUAGUGAACCACCACCAUGUCCUAAACGUGAAGAUCUUGUUAAAUCAAGACUUUUUGAUAUUAAUUCAUUUGAUGAUGAAGAAGUUGAUCCAGAAAAACGAAGUAUUAACCUUGCGACUUCACUACAAGAUUGGGUUAUUAUAUUUAAUAACAUAAAAAUGAUUGAAGAAGUACGACGUUCAUCUGGUACAUUAAUGAAAGCUCAUUGGCAUGGUGAAAUAGCUGUACGCAUAAUCAAACCUGAUACAAAAAUGGACGAAAUAAAAUUUCUUAAUCAAUUUAAACAUCAAGUAUUUCGAUUACGAAAAGUUCGACAUGAGUAUUUAAAUUUAUAUACAGGUGUUUGUAUCGAAAGUCCAAAUCUUGCAAUUGUUUCAAAUUGGAUUCGUGGUUUAAAUCUAUUUGAAAUGAUUCAUCUUCGUAAUGAUUCAAUUUCACUCAAUACAGCUGCACAAUAUGCUGCUCAAAUAGCACAAGCAAUGAGUUAUUUACAUGAAAAAUCUAUACAUCAUAUGUCAUUACGUACAACAAAUAUAUUUGUACAAAAUAAUCGUAUUAUUUUAACGGAUUAUGGUUUAGUACCAUUAAGUAAAUGUUUUCGAAUAAUAAAUCAACCAGCUAUUAUUGCACCACGUGGAUGGCUUAGUUAUUUAGCACCAGAAAUUAUACGUAAACUUGAUCCACGUAAUGAACAUACACUUUUACAACAUACACCUCAAACAGAUGUUUAUGCAUUUGGUACGGUUUGGUAUGAACUUCUAUUUCGAGAAUUUCCAUUUGCUAAACAACCACCUGAAUAUAUUAUUUGGAGAGCAGGAAAUUCACUCAAACAACCAUUGAGUAGUGUACAUAUAAGUAAAUAUGCGAAAGAUAUAAUUAAUCAAUGUUGGUCAUUUGUACCAGAUGAUCGACCUGAUUUUGCAAUGUUAUGUAAAUCAUUAAGUAAAAUGCCAGGUAAACGACCAUUAGUACGAUCUCCAUCAACUCCUCUUCAAUAUAAUACUCGACCACAUGUUGAAGCACAAUUUUAA
Molecule: messenger RNA, 2871 nt
Organism: Rotaria sordida
Lineage: Eukaryota; Metazoa; Rotifera; Eurotatoria; Philodinida; Philodinidae
Source: the annotation of a GenBank genome assembly